AGUGCUCACUAUGCACCCCCCAAAAAAGCGCAAAAUAAAAAAUCAUUAGGAAAAAUAAAGAUUUUUCCUCCCUUCCUUCCUUCUCUCUCUUUUCUCUCUUUUAAAUAAACUUUGAUAUGUUGCCUCAGUUUGGUUUUAUUGUUGCACAGGCUGGUGCAGAUUCACAACCUCCUAGUAAUAACAAUCCUUAUUACGCGAGGCCACCUUAUAUGUAUCAUCUGCCUUCCCAGCAACAAACUGCUUAUGAAGAUCAAUUUUAUAGACCACUUCAACCUUUGCCUCCUCCAAUCUUACAUCAUAGUACUUGGCAUCGGCCUCCUUCCUAUAGACCGUGGCAACCUUUGCCUCCACCCCCUCCUCCCUCCGCAGUGCCUAUUCAACCCCCUCCACAACCAUCCUCUUCGUUUCAACCACCCAUACAGGAUGAUCAUAAGCCAAUUAUAAGCGAUCAUUCGAAUUAUGAAACCUAUUGGCAAGAACCUAUCGAAAUAAGCGAAAGCAAGAUGUUGCGUCGGAUACGAGAGUUUAAUGAUUUGAUGCUUUGGAUGGAUAACGAAUUUUGGGAACAAUGUGACGAACUUUAUAGAGAAAGGCUUCAAUCUCUUCAAGAAGAAAUCAAGACAAUUCAACAAGGAACACAUUCGGCAUUUAAAGAAAGUUUGGCGGAUAUUGAAUUAAGAAGGGAACAGACAAUUGAAUAUGCAGAAUACUUUAAAAAUUAUGAAUUAUCACUAGCAAAACAUCAAUAUGAGAUCGAGAUGAAUAUACUUCAAGAUGAAUAUGAGAGUGAAAAACACAGUCUUCAUGAUAUGGUAUUACAAGCGAUCGAUGAACGAAGAAAAAUGAUUAAAGAAGAUAAAGAGGAUGUUGAUAUUGAUGACCUAUUUCAUGAUGCAUAUAAAAGAGUGAGUCAAAAUAAACGAAAUUUACGAAAGAGAAACUUGGAAAGAUAUGCAUCACCGUCAAGAUUAGAGCGAAGACGGCCCAGUAAGUGAUGCAAGUAAAUACCAACAUUAUUAUUAAUAUAAAUAGAUCGGAUACAAACGCUAUACAAUAUACAUGCACCACCUAAUGCAUCUGAAGAAGAUGAGUUGGAAGCAGACUUUUUGAAUAUGAAGGUAAGCAAAUGGAGUAUGCUUACAGCAACUUAUGGCUUUUAUAUCAACUUAGGGUGAACAGUCUACCAUCAGUAAAAAGCAAAACACAAACACGACAAAUUUAAGGCGAUGAAUAAAUAAUAAACAAAUUCAUGCAUUCUGAG
Molecule: messenger RNA, 1261 nt
Organism: Rhizopus microsporus ATCC 52813
Lineage: Eukaryota; Fungi; Mucoromycota; Mucoromycetes; Mucorales; Rhizopodaceae
Exons: 5
Coding region: 117-995 (292 amino acids)
Biological process (GO): negative regulation of transcription by RNA polymerase II
Cellular component (GO): Sin3-type complex
Molecular function (GO): histone deacetylase binding
Source: RefSeq, a predicted model, not a curated record